Molecule: messenger RNA, 3384 nt
Organism: Toxotes jaculatrix (banded archerfish)
Lineage: Eukaryota; Metazoa; Chordata; Actinopteri; Toxotidae
Gene: gfpt2
Product: glutamine-fructose-6-phosphate transaminase 2
Exons: 19
Coding region: 132-2186 (684 amino acids)
Biological process (GO): UDP-N-acetylglucosamine metabolic process; carbohydrate derivative biosynthetic process; protein N-linked glycosylation
Molecular function (GO): carbohydrate derivative binding; L-glutamine:D-fructose-6-phosphate transaminase (isomerizing) activity
Source: RefSeq, a predicted model, not a curated record
GUGGGAGUGUGCCGGAGUGUGCAGUCGCUCUGGAUUUAACACGGGAGAAGUAGAAGCAUCACUCCAACCGGGGAACUUACAAGACGUUUUCUCACAGGAAGGUUUUCGACAACGACGGCAAAGCUUGAGCCAUGUGUGGGAUCUUUGCCUACCUGAAUUACCAAGUGCCUCGCACCAGAAAGGAGAUAUUUGAGACGCUGGUGAAGGGACUGCAGAGACUGGAGUACAGAGGGUACGAUUCAGCAGGCAUCGCUGUGGAUGGCCCUAGCAAGACCUCUGACAUCAAUGAUAGCAGCAUCUGCUUGAUCAAGAAGAAAGGAAAGGUCAAGGCUCUGGAUGAGGAGCUAUACAAAAAAGACACACUGGACCUGGACGCGAAGCUGUGCACACACUUUGGCCUUGCUCACACUCGUUGGGCCACACACGGUGAGCCUAGUGCACUCAACAGCCACCCUCAUCGCUCUGACAAGGAUAACGAGUUUGUUGUGAUCCACAAUGGCAUCAUCACCAACUACAAAGAGCUGAAAGAGUACCUGAUCACCAAAGGAUAUGAGUUUGAGUCAGACACGGACACAGAGGUGAUCCCGAAAUUGAUCAAAUAUGUUUACGACAACCGAGAGAUUGACAACAUCACCUUCUCCACACUGGUCGAGAGAGUCAUUCAGCAGCUGGAGGGGGCCUUCGCUCUGGUGUUUAAAAGCCGCCAUUUCCCUGGAGAGGCUGUGUCCACCAGGAGAGGAAGUCCAUUGCUCAUUGGUGUGCGAAGCGAGCAUGAGCUGUCGACUGAACCCAUCCCCGUCCAGUACAACAGUGGACACUUCAAGGAGGGAGUCCAAGAGAAAAACAGCCAUAACCGUCCUGACUGCUCCAACGCCAUCAACUCUGUGGGGAAUGGCAUGGCUGUGGAGUAUUACUUUGCCUCUGAUGCCAGUGCCAUCAUUGAGCACACCAACAAGGUGUUGUACCUGCAGGAUGAUGACAUUGCAGUGGUGACUGAGGGGAAACUCUCCAUCCACAGGAUAAACCGGCGGGCCGGUGAGGACCCCGUGAGGGCAAUCCAGACCCUGCAGAUGGAGUUGCAACAGAUCAUGAAAGGUAACUUUGAUGCCUUCAUGCAGAAGGAGAUCUUUGAGCAGCCGGAGUCAGUGGUCAACACCAUGAGAGGCCGGAUAUGUUUUGAUUCCAACACAGUGGUUCUCGGCGGGCUGAAGGAUCACCUGAAAGAAAUCAAACGCUGCAGACGGCUAAUCAUGAUUGGCUGUGGCACUAGCUACCACGCUGCAGUGGCUACCAGACAGAUCCUCGAGGAGCUCACGGAGCUGCCUGUCAUGGUGGAGCUGGCAAGUGACUUCCUGGACCGCAACACCCCUGUUUUCAGAGAUGAUGUUUGCUUCUUCAUCAGUCAGUCAGGAGAGACAGCAGACACCCUGAUGGCACUGCGCUACUGCAAGGACCGUGGUGCUCUGACAGUCGGUAUAACCAACACUGUGGGCAGCUCCAUUUGUAGAGAAACAGACUGCGGAGUCCACAUCAAUGCUGGGCCUGAGAUAGGAGUCGCUAGCACCAAGGCCUACACCAGUCAGUUUGUGGCCCUCAUCAUGUUUGGCCUGAUGAUGAGUGAGGACAGGCUCUCCCUACAGAAGAGAAGACUGGAGAUCAUCAGCGGCCUCAAGGUGCUACCUGAGCUGAUAAAGAAGGUUUUGUCUCUGGAUGAGAAGAUCAAGACCAUUGCCAAUGAAAUGUAUCAGCAAAAGUCUCUUCUGGUCAUGGGCAGAGGUUUCAACUACGCCACCUGCCUAGAGGGGGCACUGAAAAUCAAGGAGAUCACAUACAUGCACUCAGAGGGCAUCCUGGCCGGGGAGCUGAAACACGGUCCUCUGGCACUCAUAGACAAAAACAUGCCAGUCAUCAUGGUCAUCAUGAGAGACGCCUGCUACACUAAAUGCCAGAAUGCUUUGCAGCAAGUCACCGCCAGAUCGGGUCGGCCCAUCAUCCUGUGUUGCCAGGACGACCCUGAGGUGACUAAGAAUGCCUACCAGACCAUCGAGCUGCCACAUACUGUGGACUGUCUGCAGGGCAUCCUCAGCGUCAUCCCCCUGCAGCUCCUGUCGUUCCACUUGGCCGUCCUGCGAGGAUAUGACGUUGACUGUCCCAGAAACUUGGCCAAGUCUGUGACUGUGGAAUAAACACAGUUCACAAAGCACCGCAGACGAGAGAGAGGAGGCUCAUAGAUUUACAGUGUAAUUGUGCAAUUGAACGUUCAGUAUGUUUGCGUGUGCGCGUGUGUAUUUUGAUUGUGUGUGAGGCGGGAUAGGGGUGAAGUAAGGGCUGUGUUUGUGUAUGUGUGCAGAUGAAAGUGUGAAUGACAGAGUGAAUGUGACAGAUGAAAGAAGGUGGUAUAGGGUACAAUGCCUUUUAAAAAAAAAAAAAAAAAAAAAAAAAAAAAGAGAGAGAAAUGUGAAGCCUGACCAAUACACUGCUGAAAAAGUGCCAGUGCCAUUUAGGCCUUGCGGAACAAUCUAUGAAAACAACAAUCAAACAUCCAAAGCAACAUGCUGUGCCUUUUUCUAAUCUCAAGUUGAGCCAAAAACACACACACAAAAGGCUUAGCAGGAAAGCAUAGAUAUGGUAUAUUGAAGUGUUUACAGUUGUGCAAUAUUGGGACCAAAUGUGCAUUAUGAAUGUACACAGUCAUGAAUGAGGUGAUUCAUUCAUUCUCUUCCUGUUUUAUGAAUUUCCUAGGGCCAUUGAAAACUUCUUAACUAUUUGUUGUACAAUGGAUUGUAGGAAUUAUACAGAUGUAUUCCAGAGAAUUCUCUGAACUAUGAAACUCUUAUUUUAUGUAUUUCAUUGCACACUCAUGCAAUCACUGUGCCUGGUGGGCUAUUAGCCCAUUAUGUCAAUAUUUUCUAGCAGAAGCAAAUUUUCUAUCUAACUGUCACAUUAUUACUUGAUUGUUUUUACAUAUUUCUGCUUCCAUUUUAUUUCAUUUUAAAUUAAAAUGUACUUAAUGUCUAUUCUGUCUAACAGAAUUGCAGUUUCCAGAGUCAGUUCAUGGUAGAACAUGAACUUUUUUCAGACCUUUCUUGUAGUUAUUCUUGUCAUAGGGUGGAGCUUUUCCAUAGAUAUACACGAUAAUUAUUUAAAGAGCAGUCAGGCAGCAAAAAAUGAUGUACCAUGACUUUUAAUUAUACUUCUGUUUUGAUGGCUAUUUGUAUGGGUUUAUAGUAAUUAUAAUAUUCAAUAUUUAUCUGAUUUUUAUUUUAUAGGGGCUAAAGAGAAGUUUUGAUUUAUAACUGUAACUAUGAUUAUAUUUUAUACUUUAUAUUUUAUAGACAUAAACUGGCACUAUCAAUCAACAAAUAAAGCAUCCUAUUCAACGUG